AUGAGCGGCGACAAGAUGGAGGUCGAGCUGGCCGAGCAGAAGAUGAACUCGAUGGAGCACAGCGAGCAGCAUUACUUUAAGAGGUUGCUACGACCACCAUGGUACGGAUGCAUAAUCUUCUUUUCUGCUAUAGAAAAGACCCCCCGAACUUUAGGAGAGAACCUCUUUGCUGACGACGAUUCUUGCACCGCGAAAGGCAUCCAUGAGGAGAUGUUGAAAGACGAAGUGCGCACACGAUCGUACAUGAACGCCAUCCUCCAGAACAAGCACAUCUUUAAGGACAAGGUCGUUCUCGAUGUUGGCUGCGGUACCGCUAUUCUCUCCAUGUUCGCCGCUAAGGCCGGUGCCAAGCAUGUUAUCGGUGUUGACAUGUCCACCAUCAUCUUCAAGGCCCGCGAGAUCGUCAAGGCCAACGGUCUCUCCGAUAAGAUCACCCUCCUCCAGGGCAAGAUGGAGGAGGUUGAGCUGCCCUUCCCCAAGGUCGACAUCAUCAUCUCGGAGUGGAUGGGCUACUUCCUUCUCUACGAGUCCAUGCUCGACACUGUUCUCUACGCCCGAGACACCUACCUUGAGAAGGAUGGUCUCAUCUUCCCCGACAAGGCCACUAUCUUCUUUGCUGGCAUUGAGGAUGGCGACUACAAGGACGAGAAGAUUGAGUUCUGGAACGAUGUCUAUGGCUUCGACUACACCCCCCUGAAGGCCACUGCUCUGUCUGAGCCCCUUGUCGACACAGUGGAGGUCAAGGCCGUCGUGACUGACCCUGCCCCGGUGCUCACUCUGGACCUCUACACCUGCACCACUGCCGACCUGGCCUUCCAGAUCCCCUUCAAGCUCAAGGCUAACCGUGACGACUUCAUCCAUGCCCUCGUCUCAUGGUUUGAUAUCGACUUCACUGCUUGUCACAAGCCCAUCCGCUUCUCCACUGGCCCCCAUACCAAGUACACCCACUGGAAGCAGACCGUCUUCUACUUUGAGGACGUCCUCACCGUCCAGGAGGGCGAUGUGGUGACAUGCAACCUCGAUGUCAGGCCCAACGACAAGAACAGGCGUGACCUUGACAUCCAGAUCGCCUACGACUUUGUGCCCGAGGACGGCAACCGUUCUUCCAAGGGUCACAUGGUGUACCGCAUGUGCUAA
This is a messenger RNA of Fusarium falciforme, 1137 nucleotides long. RefSeq names its product Protein arginine N-methyltransferase. The record is from RefSeq and is a predicted model, not a curated record. The transcript is spliced from 5 exons. Gene Ontology annotation, biological process: peptidyl-arginine methylation. Gene Ontology annotation, molecular function: protein-arginine N-methyltransferase activity. Gene Ontology annotation, cellular component: nucleus. NCBI's taxonomy places the organism in Eukaryota, Fungi, Ascomycota, Sordariomycetes, Hypocreales, Nectriaceae. The coding region runs from base 1 to 1137 and encodes 378 amino acids.